CAUGAAACCAUUGCUCCUACACAUCUCUUGCGUCGCUGAGAUGAUGCGAGCUCCGGUACAUAUCGUGAGGCCAUGGGGUUACCGAGCCCAUGUGCGUCCCAGUGGGCUCUCCAUUCCCUCCUCAAAAGGGAUCCUCGCCAGACUGAACAGUAGCUCUUCUCAUAUUAGCACUGUCGAAACAGGUCAUAUUGAAGUGAAGGACGGUGAAGGGCUUAUUUUCGUGAACAAUAUCUUUCCUUCGCGGUUACAAUGGCUGCUACAAGGACCUCUUAGCGGUGGUCGGUCAUACGAACAAGUAUUGAAGCGUAUCGACAGACCACACCUAGCGGCUUCUGAUCCUUUACACAUAAUACGUCGCGUCUUUCCUCAAAUAUUGGACAUCGAUAUUCGGGAGGUUAUCCCCCGUUUCAGAGAAGGCGGCGCAUUUGUGAAGUAUAACCGCAAGGAUGGACUCAAGGACUUGGACAUCGUAACCGCGAUAGGGAAUCACCUCAAAGAACACCCUAUCAGGCCAUGGUUCAACCCGUUUCAGGAGGUCAACGUGGCCCAUGUCCAUGGCAGGCCCUGGAUUGAGGACCUAUACCGCAUUCCCACCCCACGGCUGAGAGUGGAAUUCCUGCCUGCUUCCUCUGAUGGGACAGCAGGAGAACCGACCACCGAGGCUCUGUACAGUGUGUUUCGCCGGUACGGCAAGCUAAGAGACAUCGAAAGGCAGCCGUCCGAUUCCAAAGUCACGCCCAAAUAUGCUUUCAUUGUGUUCUCCCGCGCGAGGAACGCCGUCAUGGCUAAGAACUGCGUGCACGGCUUCACCAUUCCGGAGCAUGAAGGUGGUGGAAAGUCCGGCACCCGGAUCAAGAUUAAGUAUGAAGCCAACAUCAAGUUGUCCAUGAUCAAGGACUGGCUCUUGAACCAUCCAAGGAUUGUAAUUCCCAUUAUUGCCGCCCUCAUCGCAGCCAUCACAGUAACUGUUUUUGACCCAAUCCGAACGUUCUUCAUUGAGAUGAAGAUCAAAGCGACCUUGCAAAAAGAAGAAAACAGCAUCUUGCGGUGGAUCAGAAACCAGGUGAACAAAGCCAAUAUCAUUUAUUUCGGCCGCCGCGGAUCUGAUCCGCGCCGGCUCACGGCUAUCUGGGAAGAUCGUCAAGGUGAUAUCGCUCAGCUACAGUCGUGGCUGAUGGAGAACGCUGAAACUUUCAUCGUCAUUCACGGACCUCGCGGCACCGGAAAGCGAGAGCUUGUUCUGGAUCGCGCCCUGGAAAACUACAGGUACAAGGUUGUCAUCGAUUGUAAGCAAAUUCAGGAUGCCAAAGGUGACACGGCAAAGAUUUCUCGUGCUGCUAGCCAAGUAGGAUACCGACCGGUCUUCUCCUGGAUGAAUAGCAUGAGCAGCUUUAUCGAUCUGGCCGCUCAAGGUAUGAUUGGCACGAAAGCCGGGUUUUCAGAGACCUUGGAUGCUCAGCUCAGCAAGAUCUGGCAAAAUACCGCCACCGCCCUCAAGAAAGUUGCAUUGGAGAACAAGAAAAACGAUGAAAAAGAAGCCCAUCUAAGUGAUGAGGAAUACCUUGAGGCUCAUCCAGAGCAGAGGCCCGUGGUGGUUAUCGAUAAUUUCUUGCACAAUUUCUCCGAGGACAGUGUAGUCUAUGACAAACUCACCGAAUGGGCCGCUGGUUUGACCACUGGGAAUAUAGCGCACGUCAUCUUUCUCACCACAGACGUCUCCUUCUCCAAGCCAUUGAGCAAGGCUCUACCCAACUCCGUGUUCCGGACCAUUUCCUUGGGCGACUGUUCACCGGAGGUAGGAAGGAAGUUUGUGCUCAGUCAUUUGGAAUACGAAUCAAAAACUGGCACGAAACAGACUCUCGACCUCGGUAACCUGUCAGACUUGGACAGUUGUAUACAGGUACUGGGAGGCCGGGUCACUGACCUUGAGUUCAUGGCGCGACGGAUUGAAGCUGGAGAGACCCCUUUAGCUGCCGUCACCCGCAUAAUCGAGCAGUCAGCCUCCGAGAUUUUGAAGAUGUUCAUCUUGGGUAGUGACACGACCUCAAAGUCGUGGACGCAGGAACAGGCAUGGCAUCUAAUCAAAACACUUGCCAACGCUAAGGAUGCGGCACUACCUUACAACCAGAUCCUGCUAUCCGACCUCUUCAAGGACAACGGUGAAGCAUCCUUGCGUGCUCUUGAGCAGGCGGAGUUGAUUUCUAUCAACUCAGUCAAUGGUUGCCCCGAUGUGGUCAAGCCUGGCAAGCCUGUGUACCGGGCCGUUUUCAAGCGUCUCACCGAGAACAAGACCUUGAGCAGCCGCCUAGAUCUCGAAAUACUCAAACAGCUCAUUAGUGUCGAGAACAAAAGUAUAAGCAAGUACGAGGAGGAGUUGCAACUUCUAGGAACGCUGCCCAAGCAACCUUGGGAGCUCGCCAGCCGGAUCAAGUGGCUCCUAGCACUUUUCUUGAGGGGCAUCCGCCCUUGUGCUUGGGAAAUGGAAGGAUAUGAAUUAGCCUCCGGGGGGCUUAUUCGCCUGGCACGCGAUGGCUUCAAUAGCGUGGGGUGGCCUACGUGGGUGGCUCUCCUGGUGUCCGUUUGCGUGGCGACUCGCCUCAUCAGCGGACUGCAAAGUCGCCUCGGUAGUGGAACCGAGGCGGGACCGACACGCUCGGCUCGGAUGGUGCCUUACUGGCUCCCUUGGAUAGGCCAUGGUAUAUCCUUCGCCCGGGACCAUGUGAAGCUGAUUGGGAAUGCCAGGGAGUUUAUGAACGAGCCUGUCUUCGGCAUCUAUAUGGGCGGCACGAAUCACAUCACUAUUGUCGCCCCUUCAUUAGUCAAAGCUGUGUUUACAGCACGAGGCAUCUCCUCGGCCGAUUUAAUGAACUAUGCCCUACGGACAGUCUUCGGUGACCGUGGUGCGCUCCGUAGUCUGAGCCCUGCAGACCACCAUGCGCUCAGUCACAGUGUGCCAAAUCUGCUCAUGCGUGAACCCUUCCUCACGGAAGGUACACGGACUGCUACCCGCUUGAUUGAACGCCGGACCCCUGAUUUGGUCACGAAUUGCCGGAGCAUAGUCGAUCAGAUGCAAUGGGAACGCGGCAGUCAGGCACUGGUGGUUGGACAGGAUGACAUUCUGGUCUGCGAGGUCAACUUCUUCGCCCUGAUUCGUCAUUUUGUUGGCCAUAUCACAACGGCUAUUUUCACAGGAGAGAGCAUUUUGGAAGCCAACCCAACCUUGCUUCCUGACGUCUUCACCCUUGACAACCAUUUUCUUGCCGUAGCCACGGGCCUUCCUCGGCUAUCACAUCCCGGCAUAUCUGCAGCGCAUACUGCCCGUGACCGGCUGUUGGAAGUUCUGACGGAAUUUCAUAAAGCAUUCUUGGCGUGGGACGAUGGCCUGGAUCCUGGCGCCGAUUUCAGAGACCUGGAUGAUAUCUCAGAGCCUCUAAGGGAACGGAUACGGAAGUGCAAAAGCCUAGGGCUUUCUGCCAGAUCAAGCGCUCCUGCACAUCUGUCUCUGCUCUGGGCCAUGAACUCAAACUCUCCCAACGUGGUCUUCUGGCAUCUCCUUCGCAUAUAUGCCGACAGUGCUCUCCUGGGUGAGAUUCGUCAAGAAAUCUCUCCAUUCGUCAAGAUUACCCGACCGAGCAGGGAAGAAACUGGUCUUCCAUUCGACGAGCCUCCUCGCAUGUCUAUCGAUACAGAAGGCCUCAUCAAAUCAUGCCUUCUCCUGAAGGCUAGCUUUUAUGAGACUUUGCGCCUGGACUCUGCAUCUUUAUCAUUUCGGAAUGUCACAUCAGACUUCACUGUGACUGAAUCCGAAGAAGAUGCAGCUCUGGAUGGUUUAUCGCAGCCUCGUUCGUACAAAUUCAAGAAGGGUGAUGCCAUAGUCAUCCCUCACGCCGUCAUCCACAAUGACCACCGAUAUUUCUCUAAUCCUAGCCAGUUUGAUCCACUGAGAUUUGUCACGACUGACCCAGACACUGGCGAGAAGAAAGCAAGUAUGGACGUCAUCAAACCGUUUGGCGGGGGUGUGUCGGGGUGUAAAGGUCGCGCUUUUGCAGAACGAAAACUUCUGGCUUUUUCUGCCGCGAUCAUCGCCUUGUGGGACGUUGAACCCGCCCAGGGCAACGAUUUUGCCAUACCAGAGCAUAGACCAUCCGCUGCAGCUUUCUUGCCGAAGACUGAUAUCAGGGUACGAAUGCGGCAACGCAUCUAAUCAAAAGGGACUGAGUUCACAUUUGUCCUUGCAUAUACACGGUGUUUGAUUUAUGGUUGUUUGUAUAUACCAAAAUUCGAGAAGUUAUUCAUGAUAUGCUAC
This is a messenger RNA of Aspergillus fijiensis CBS 313.89, 4306 nucleotides long. It is a transcript of the gene yme2, whose product is annotated as putative RNA12 protein. The transcript has 5 exons. Gene Ontology annotation, cellular component: mitochondrial inner membrane. NCBI's taxonomy places the organism in Eukaryota, Fungi, Ascomycota, Eurotiomycetes, Eurotiales, Aspergillaceae. Gene Ontology annotation, molecular function: monooxygenase activity; oxidoreductase activity, acting on paired donors, with incorporation or reduction of molecular oxygen; RNA binding. The annotation marks the transcript as partial. The record is from RefSeq and is a predicted model, not a curated record.